CUCACCCUCUUUCCCCUUAUAUCCUCACAUCAUGCUUUGUUUUUUUCUUAACCAAUUAUAUCAACUUCUUUUCACAUUCUCUUGCUUUCAAUUCUUUCUUUUCAUACAAUUCCCACCUCAAAUUCUAGCAUAUAAAGAUAAAAAUACAUGGGGUUGAGCAGCAAACAAGUUUCUAGUGAUCAUCUUGAGUUCAGCUGGAGUACUCAAAACAUGCUACUAACAUCAGGCAACAUGCAAUCAUCAUCAAACCAACGUUCAACACCGAUGAAAAGAUCGCUACAAACACAACAAUCUGAUCCUUUAAAGUGUCCAAGAUGCGAUUCGACAAACACUAAGUUUUGUUACUACAACAACUACAACAAGACGCAGCCGCGACACUAUUGUAAAGCGUGUAAGAGGCAUUGGACCAAAGGUGGCACUCUUCGCAAUGUCCCCGUUGGUGGUGGCCGGAAAAACAAGCGUGUCAAACGCCCUAACACCGCCACCACCUCAACAACCACCAACAUGAAUCACAAUUUAGGGUUGAGUGAUCAGAAAUACAUGUUCCCAGAUGAUAAAGGUUUGUUUUUUAAGCCAAAUGAUAGUGCAUUUGAUCAAGUUUCUUGGGAUUUUAAUGGUAGUUUCACCAAUGCCACUACCACUAUGCAACAAUUACCUCAUCAAAAUUUAGGGUUUUCUAUGCAUUCAAACUUGACUUCCAAUAAUGAUACAAUUACAAACCCUAUUCCAACCAUUCCAACCUCUUAUACACCAUUCUUAUCUUGUUUAAAAGAUGAUUCAACCCUCACAACAACAAGAAUGAUGAUGCCGAAUUCUUCGGCUGUUUCGCAACCAUGGAUGCAAGCUCCAACCACAAGCAAUUUCUUGGAACCUAGUUAUUGGACAUGGAAUGACAUUGAUUCAAUGGUUCAAGCUGAUCUGAAUAAACCCUUUGAUGAUCCACUCAUGAAAAACUAAAUGGAGGUGAGAUUGAGAUUAAAAUUAACCAAAUUUAGAUUAUUUAAUUUGUUUUAGGGUUUCUUUUUUCUUUUCUUUUUUUUUUUUGUAAGUAAUUGUGGGUGUCUGGAUGUAUACUGUUGUUGAAGCUGUGGUUUCUUUUAGUAUUUCAGCUUCAUGGUUUUAAUUAUGUACUCUUUUUUUGUGAAUC
This is a messenger RNA of Helianthus annuus (common sunflower), 1147 nucleotides long. RefSeq names its product dof zinc finger protein DOF1.8. The transcript has a single exon. The coding region runs from base 148 to 957 and encodes 269 amino acids. Lineage: Eukaryota; Viridiplantae; Streptophyta; Magnoliopsida; Asterales; Asteraceae. The record is from RefSeq and is a predicted model, not a curated record. Gene Ontology annotation, biological process: regulation of DNA-templated transcription. Gene Ontology annotation, molecular function: DNA binding; DNA-binding transcription factor activity.